Molecule: messenger RNA, 429 nt
Organism: Pestalotiopsis fici W106-1
Lineage: Eukaryota; Fungi; Ascomycota; Sordariomycetes; Amphisphaeriales; Sporocadaceae
Exons: 2
Coding region: 1-429 (142 amino acids)
Source: RefSeq, a predicted model, not a curated record
AUGUAUGAGCAAGGAGAAACGUACGAUUUGAUCUUCAUGAGAGAGACAUUGGAAGUGAAGACAGAGGUUGCGGCCGCCGCAAUUAUUCAGAAAGCUGCCAGACUAUUGAAGCCUGGUGGCUAUUUUGAAGUACAAACGUUCGUGCGCUACUUCGAACGUUGCAAAGUCGGCAAUGCCAGCGACCUCGUUGGAGAUGUAUUCGAGCGCGCCAAGGAACUUGGACAAGCUAUAAUCAGCACGACGCCCUGGAAAAGCUUGAUGGAAGAUGCGGGGCUCGAGACGCAGCAAUGCAUAUUGAGCUCAUCCACAUUCACUGACGAUUUUGCUGCUUUCCUCCCGGAGUACCUCGAUGGUCAUCUUCCCGAUCUGGCUCCCAUGGCAGCGGAAGCUCUCAAAUGCCCAGGAAUGGAGAACUCUAUAAGACUGUAA